CCAUUCACCAUGCCAAUCAACUCCCCCCGGCCAAGAAAAAGGAAGUGUCAGCAGAAAAGACAGGUUUGUCAAGUAAGCGCAGAGAAUCUCUCCGCCGAUUUAUGGGCAUGGCGUAAGUACGGCCAAAAACCUAUCAAGGGUUCUCCUCAUCCAAGGAACUAUUACCGCUGCAGUAGCUCCAAAGGAUGUUCAGCGAGAAAACAAGUGGAGCGGAGCACGGCGGACCCCAACAUCUUCGUCGUCACAUACACAGGCGACCACAAUCACCCUCGUCCAACGCAUCGAAACUCCCUUGCUGGCAGCACCAGAAACAAGUUAUCAGCGACGGCGGGUCAAAACCAGCCCAUCAACAAUGACCCGGGUUCACCACCAGCCCAAGCUGACCAAGACGCUGUUGCCAAUAACGUCAAUUCUGACAAUUCACUUGACAAAGAAAAUGAGGAACUUGAUGAGGAGGAGGAAAGGGAUGAGAACGAGAUAGAGGACGAGGACGUCGAGGAGGACGAUGUUCUGAUCCCGAACACAGCCAUGCCGGAUGAGAUAUUCUUGGGGCUGAAGCAAUUGGGUUGUACUAGUUCUAGUGGUAGCGGGGGUUCUCUGGCGGCAGGUGCUUCUGGUGAUACUUUUUCGGAUCAAGAGCCGUCAAGUUUGGGGUCUUCUUGGGCCGCCGGAGCCACCGUUGGCGGAGGCUGCUAGAACCGACAAGUUACCGUUUGCGAAGGCUGAUAGGUUUUUGGUUUAAUCUUUUGUUACCGUGUUGGUUCUAUGAGAGAGGGGCGGGAGGGAUUCUUAUUAGAUUGUAUGUAAAUAGAUAUAGAAAAGAGUCCCUUCCUUCUUCAGCCUAUAGGG
Molecule: messenger RNA, 849 nt
Organism: Prunus mume (Japanese apricot)
Lineage: Eukaryota; Viridiplantae; Streptophyta; Magnoliopsida; Rosales; Rosaceae
Gene: WRKY27
Product: WRKY DNA-binding protein 27
Biological process (GO): regulation of DNA-templated transcription
Cellular component (GO): nucleus
Molecular function (GO): DNA-binding transcription factor activity; transcription cis-regulatory region binding
Source: RefSeq, a predicted model, not a curated record